AUGAAGCUUUGGAGCAGUUAUCUGUGUAUCAUUACUCUUCAAAUUAUAAUCAUAGUCACAGUAUUAUACAAUGUGCAUGUAAGUCAACCAGACAGCGGUCAAAUGGAUGAUGUAGGCGGUGAAUAUCAAGCCCUUUCCCGACUGCACAUCUGUGAUGCAGCCCUAAAUGGGAAGACGGUGCAAGUGUUGCCAAGUGCUUUAUCCACAACGUUUGGAAUAGAUUCUUGCCCUUACUAUGUGCCAGAGAACCACUAUAUCACAACUCCUUUGUCCACAGAAGAAGCUGCAUUCCCUUUGGCAUAUGUAAUGACCAUCAGUCAAGAUUUUGAUAUGUUUGAACAGCUUUUCUGGGCUAUUUACAUGCCUCAAAAUGUCUACUGUAUUCACGUUGAUAAGGCAGCCAUGAUUGACUUUAAAAUUGCUGUGAGUGAAUUACUGGAGUGCUUCUCAAAUGCAUUUAUAUCCUCACAGUCUGAGUAUAUUAUUUACGGUGGAAAAUCCAGGCUCCAGGCGGACCUGGCCUGCAUGAGAGAUCUUAUAGUCACUAUUCAGUGGAGAUAUGUCAUUAACACUGGUGAUCACGAUUUCCCUCUAAAAACCAACAGGGAGAUAGUUCAGUAUUUGAAAACAAUGAAUUGGACAAACAUUACACCUAAUUUAGUGUCUGUUCUGAAAUCUACUGAAAGGAUCAAAUAUACCCAUAGAGAGUACAGAACCAGAGCACAUGCUUUUGUCCUAAACAAGCAAAAGAAGAGCCCACCAUCAGGUCAACUCAAAAUCCACUUUGGCUCAACUUAUGUUGCCCUUACAAGGGAAUUUGUCACAGCAGCCGCCUGUUUUCUAGGAGAGAACAUUGAUGGGACACCCCCUAGGCCAGCUUUGCAUUUAGAACACUGA
This is a messenger RNA of Nomascus leucogenys (northern white-cheeked gibbon), 897 nucleotides long. Its product is annotated as beta-1,3-galactosyl-O-glycosyl-glycoprotein beta-1,6-N-acetylglucosaminyltransferase 6-like. Gene Ontology annotation, molecular function: acetylglucosaminyltransferase activity. Gene Ontology annotation, biological process: transforming growth factor beta receptor signaling pathway. NCBI's taxonomy places the organism in Eukaryota, Metazoa, Chordata, Mammalia, Primates, Hylobatidae. The record is from RefSeq and is a predicted model, not a curated record. Gene Ontology annotation, cellular component: membrane.